This is a messenger RNA of Clarias gariepinus (North African catfish), 6096 nucleotides long. RefSeq names its product diacylglycerol kinase beta (gene dgkg). NCBI's taxonomy places the organism in Eukaryota, Metazoa, Chordata, Actinopteri, Siluriformes, Clariidae. The record is from RefSeq and is a predicted model, not a curated record. The transcript has 28 exons. Gene Ontology annotation, molecular function: calcium ion binding; ATP-dependent diacylglycerol kinase activity. Bases 685 to 3351 code for a protein of 888 amino acids. Gene Ontology annotation, biological process: lipid phosphorylation; diacylglycerol metabolic process; intracellular signal transduction. Gene Ontology annotation, cellular component: plasma membrane.
GUGUACAAAUAAACUAAAUGACACGCAGUGACAUCACCCUGUUGACUGUACUGUAUUAACUCCAGGCACACACGAUAAGUUAGGAAGUGAAACUCUAAGGACUGAUUGGAAUCAGCCGAAUUGAAGUUAUAUUUGAAAGCUGCUGCCGCUGCACGUACUGCUGCAGAGUACCUCUGUUUAUUAGGACACCUGUAUUUACUUUUUAUUUGCUUCUCGGACCUGACAGCUGCACAAAGGAAGCUAAAAAAAAAAAAAAAACCAACCCUAUCUAAAUCUGCGUGUUCGAGCUCCAUCAGCAAGGAAUAGGGAGAGCACACACACACACUCACACGCGGACAGACUGUAGCAAACAUUGGUCCGACGUCAACGUCGUGUCCCUGGCCAAAAACAGUCGAGGUUGCUGUGGUUCAUGGACAGUAAGUUCUCUUCUGUGUUAACUUCCCCGCAGUGCUGAUCCCUACCCCUUCCUGUCGCACCUCGUCUAUUUCACCUUGACUCGCUAUUCGUGCCCUCUCAUCUUGCCGUUCCUUCGCUUCAACACUCCAACGUCACCUUUUUGCCAUCUGGUCCCUGAGGGAGCUGAAAUGAUGCCAGUCAUGCACACCACCGUUUCCCUUUUUAACCAGGGCUAAUCAGAGGCAUCUUCAAACACCCCUCCGCGUCACCCACACCGUGAACGGCGAGAUGGGCGACAUGGGAUGGGUGUGCCUGAGCCCAGCCGAGUUCUCCCAACUUCAGCAAUACAGUGAAUAUUCAUCAAAGAAGCUGAAAGAUGUUUUGGAGGAGUUUCAUGGAAAUGGUGUACUCUCCAAAUACAACCCAGAGCAGAAGCAAGAUGUUCUCAACCAACCUAUCGACUAUGAGGGCUUCCAGCUCUUUAUGGCCACCUACUUGGAGAAUGACAUCCCAGAGGAACUGUGCCAACAUCUCUUCACUUCUUUCAAGAGUAAGACCGGAACAAGCAGUUCCCCUGAUCUCCCACGCACUGGAGCAGCGCUGCUCGAACCCAAGUCGAUUGAUGCAGGUAUCUCAAUACAGACAGAAGUGGCCUGCGCUCCUAUAACAGGGAUGAAUGGGAAAAGUAUUCUCAGUGCUAUGGCCAGACACACUCCAGAGCACCCAGCUAGUGUGAUGCCAGGAUCAGGUGCGACCACCUCGCCAUGCUCCUCACGCUCCUCUUCACAACGCUCAGGCACGGGGGGUCACACACCUCAUCGCUCACCCAAACCCUCAGCAGGAAGCAGCUGUAAUGCUCUCACACCCUCUAGGAGUGCCAACUCCCCUCGACUCUCUCCAGAGCAAAGUCGAACAGACAAGGGGGUAUCUCUGAGGAACAGCCCAUCCCCUCAGAAAAGUUCCACCCCAUCCUCACCACAGAUCGUCUUCCUGAAAGACAUUGUGUGCUACCUCUCUCUGCUGGAGCGAGGGACUCCAGAAGACAAACUAGAGUUCAUGUUCCGGUUGUAUGACACAGAUGGCAAUGGCCUACUGGACAGCUCAGAACUGGACCGUAUCAUCAAUCAGAUGGUCCAUGUAGCAGAAUACCUGGAAUGGGACUCAACAGAGCUGAAACCGAUAUUGAAGGAGAUGAUGGAGGAAAUUGACUAUGACCAUGAUGGAACAGUCACACUAGAAGAGUGGAUCAGAGGGGGAAUGACUACUAUUCCCUUGUUGGUACUGCUGGGUAUGGAGACGAAUGUACAAGAAGAUGGACAGCAUGUAUGGAGACUGAAGCACUUCAACAAGCCAGCAUACUGCAACUUCUGUCACACUAUGCUGUUAGGAGUGCGCAAACAAGGCCUUUGCUGUGCACUAUGCAAGUACACAGUCCAUGAGCGCUGUGUGUCCAAAGACAUUGCUGCUUGCAUCAGCACCUAUGCCAAGUCCCGCAGACACACCAAUGCUAUGCAGCAUGUAUGGAUGGAGGGUAAUUCUCCAACGAAGUGUGAUCGAUGUCACCGCAGUAUUAAGUAUUACCAAGGCCUUACUGGUCUUCAUUGUGUUUGGUGUCAAAUAACUCUCCAUAAUAAGUGUGCAUCUCAUGUGAAGCCAGAUUGUGAUGGUGGAGCACUAAAAGACCAUACACUCUUGCCAUCUUACAUCUGCCCUGUCGUACUGGAUCGUCACUCAGUAGUAAAAAGGGGAGAAGGUGAGUCAUCCCCCAGCACAAGCCCUGAUGACUCCAACCAGUGCUUUAAGUUCACUGGAGAUGGUCAAGCGCUUCAGAUCACCCCUCUUCCAGGAACACAUCCUCUACUUGUGCUGGUUAAUCCGAAGAGUGGUGGUCGACAAGGCGAGAGGGUAUUACGGAAGUUUCAGUAUCUGCUUAACCCCAGACAGGUUUAUAGUCUAGAUCGUGGAGGACCGAUGGUAGGUUUAAACUUUUUUCGUGAUGUGCCUGACUUCAGAGUACUGGCCUGUGGAGGUGAUGGAACAGUGGGUUGGAUCUUGGAUUGCAUUGAUAAGGCUAAUUUUGCCCGCCACCCUCCUGUCGCCAUCCUACCGCUAGGUACUGGGAAUGACCUGGCACGCUGCCUACGCUGGGGUGGAGGCUAUGAGGGAGGAAAUCUGCUCAAGUUCCUCAGGGACAUUGAGCACAGUAGUGAGGUGGUGCUGGAUCGCUGGAACAUUGACAUUUCCCCUGAUGACAAGGAGGAAAAGGGAGACCCUGUGCCAUACAGCAUAGUCAAUAACUACUUCUCCAUUGGAGUGGAUGCAUCAAUAGCUCACCGAUUCCACUUGAUGAGAGAAAAACAUCCUGAAAAGUUCAACAGCAGGAUGAAAAAUAAGCUCUGGUACUUUGAAUUUGGCACCACGGAGACCAUUUCGGCCACAUGCAAGAAGCUAAAUGAGAGUGUAGAAGUGGAGUGUGAUGGCAUCAUCCUGGACCUCAGCAGCACGUCUCUGGAAGGGAUUGCUGUGCUCAAUAUUCCCAGCAUGCAUGGUGGUUCUAACUUGUGGGGGGAGACCAAAAAGAGACGCAACUACAACCGAAUGAGUAAGAAACUUCCGGAAAGAAUGUGUGUCAGCACCGUCACUGAUGCCAAGGAGCUUAAAUUCUGUGUGCAAGAUCUAAGUGACCAGCUGCUUGAGGUGGUGGGCUUAGAAGGGGCUAUAGAAAUGGGCCAGAUUUACACAGGCCUCAAGAGUGCUGGUCGACGCCUCGCCCAGUGUGCCAGUGUCACCAUCAGAACAUCCAGACUUCUGCCUAUGCAGAUUGAUGGGGAGCCAUGGAUGCAGCCUCCAUGCACGAUACGAAUUACACACAAGAAUCAGGUGCCCAUGCUGAUGGGUCCUCCACAGAAAACCCCCUUCUUCUUCUUCAAGAAGCGCAACAGAAGUCGGGACUAGUCUCACGCACAUAUCUUCACUAAUCUCAGUCACUGUAUCUGCUCUGCUGGGGUGGUGAAGAUGGACACCUGAGAGGAAAAUUUGGCCAAUUCUUUGGUGAUGGACAAAAAAAUAAACUUAUACCUUUAUCUUACGUGGACAAAUGACUUUGAUGCCUGUAGUCGCCUAACAAUUCAGUGACUAAAGAAGCCAGCCCAGCAUCUUGACCAAUUCCUGUGUGUUUGAAUCUCUGAUAUUCCUAUAGUGGGCUGUAUAGGCUGUAAAUUUUUUAUCACUUCUGACAAAGCCAGGACCACCAGACCACUGAUUUUUUUGUAUCAUACUGCGUUUUGUCACUUCCUGUGAGUGAGUUCAUUAGACAAUGCUGACUUGCAGUGAGAGAAAGGAAGGGAUAUAUGAAGAAUAAACUAAGGUGCUCAGGAACAUCUUCAAAAAGAGUGCUACAGCUAGAGAUAAGGCCAGGGAUGACAGCUUGACAUAUUCACCCUGUUAUGAAAGUUAGAGUUGGCAAGGCACAGCAAACUGUCAUUCUGAAGGAGUCUGCUGAAUUAUAUAUCAGUUCAUGGAAAGUGAUCACUCAAACACCUCUUUUCAGACAAGCCCUACAACAUACCACUACUUAAAAAGAUAAAACAAUUAGCUCAUAUUUUAUGCAGUGUGUAGUUUAAGAGCUAUGGGCUGUUGAGAAGAAGAAGACCCUAUCAUUUGCUUUUAGGCUAUCUGGUGUCCACCUUCAGAUCACUGAUAUCCACACUGAUAACCAUUUUUAAUUUUGUAAAAUAAUAUAGUGAUUUCCUCGUCUCAAUUUUACAAUAGUCUGGAUAAGCCCUUUAGGUUAAGUAAAAAGUGUCAGAAAUAAAUCUCUCAGGCCAUGUCUGCUAUAAUAAGUAGACCACAAAGGGUUAAAACCAGCUCUAUGGUCUUUCAUGGGGUCUGAUUGACCAUAACCCCAAAUAUAUCACCCUAUUUCAGGCACUAUCUUUCCCAUGAAACACUAUCCCUUAGUACAUCAUGAAACCAUCAGCUCAUAAUUUCUUGUCUAAUGACAGGGGUGCUAAAACACCUAAAUCAUUCAUGUAGGAAAACAAAUCUGUGUUACUGUUAAUGUCCAAGCUUAGACGAUAUUCAUGUUCUGAUGCCUGGACACCAUAUAUGCUGUGAAGUAAACUUUUUAAAACUUAGUUGAUGGAAAUGAUGUCAGCUUUAGACUGAAAAUGCCUACCAUAAUGUAUAUGAAUACACAGUAGUUGCAUAUUCUGAGAACCAUGUGUGCAUAUAUGAAUGUGUUUAAUAUACAGUAACUUGUAGAGUAAUGUAAUAUAGCUUUAGAGACUAGUAGUGUUACCUUACAGGUGACAUUAAUGACUGACAUGUUGUUCCUGAUAUAGAUAUGCACUCUAUGAUAGUUACACACACACACACACACACACACACAUAUAUAUAUAUAUAUAUAUAUAUAUAUAUAUAUAUAUAUAUAUAUAUAUAUAUAUAUACACACACAGUAUAUAUUGGCACUGUAUAGAACUGUUGGUCCAAAAAGUUAAAUUACUACUUGCUUUCCAUUUUAGAUUUGAGAUUAGAUAAUUACUUUUUUAGUCUGAGAUGAUUUGACUUCAAGUUUGACAUUUUUAUGGUAGUUUUAGAUCAGCACUGAUUGUACAGCUGAUGUUCUCAAAUAACAAUUCUCCAAACAGGCAGACUACUCUGCCUCUCUUUCCCUUUAAUGAACACCAAAUCAAAGGUACAGUAUCAAGGUCCUACAAAGCGCAAAUCUGUCAAGAUAACCACAGGAUAUCUAUUUGGUAUUUUUAAUCAGCAAAGCUCAUUCCAAUUAAAAGUAAUAGUGAAUUUCACUAGGACCCAAUUGUCUCCUGUGGUCAUCAGACAGUUGUCUUUUAUGGUCCUUUGGUGCUUAAAGAAUGUUGGUUUGGUUAUGAGUGCAUGUUUACAAUUUCUUUUCAUUUUACAAUUUAGAAUGAUAUUUGUUCUAUAGCUAACAAGACACCACUGCAUGCCUACUGAAGCAAAGAAGACAACAAUGUCUGCUCGGAGAAAUGUUGAUUGUCACAAAAGUCUGCUACCUUCUCAUGAUUAUAUUCCUAGACCUUUUCUACUUUUGCUGAAUGGUUGUAGCCUACUCACAUUACUCAUUGUGUUUUCCCAUAAUAUGUUUAAAACAUGUUCAUGUUCUUUGUUACAAUUUCAGUAGAGAACUGACUGGCGCCCAGAUAAUGUAAACGGAACAUUCUGCCUAUUGUGCUCUUCAUUAUUUAUGUUGAUAAACAGUAAAUAAGUAAUGGUCAAAACAGGAAACACAAAAUAAUACUUUACCUGGCAUAGAUCAUGUACAACACAAACUGAAAAUGUGACCAAAAAGACGAUUAUUAAGAACAUCACCCUAUUAUUAAGAGCAUCACCCACUGUGUUUGUGUGUUGGUAACACAAAUGUAUUUAGUCUACUAUUAUUCUUACAUGUAACACUGUGAUAUAUUCUAACAAAAAUAUGCGACUUCUUGUCUAAACACCUUACACAUACAUUAGGAACUGAAUAUUCUGAGGAAACCCAAUCUCAGAACACGCAUUUUGUUUUAACAGAAACAGGAGGUAUUGUUAAAUUGCCUAGUAUCCUUAAUGUAUUGUUCCUUUACUCUGGAUUUGGCCUUGUUCGUAGGUCUGGCAAGUUCCAAAUGCACACAUAUCUAUAAUUGGGACAGAAAAGCAGUAUUAAAUGACACAAAUGCAGUA